Caenorhabditis remanei is the source of this 1230-nucleotide messenger RNA. RefSeq lists its product as uncharacterized. The transcript is spliced from 6 exons. Bases 1 to 1230 code for a protein of 409 amino acids. The record is from RefSeq and is a predicted model, not a curated record. Lineage: Eukaryota; Metazoa; Nematoda; Chromadorea; Rhabditida; Rhabditidae. Gene Ontology annotation, biological process: regulation of DNA-templated transcription. Gene Ontology annotation, molecular function: DNA-binding transcription factor activity; sequence-specific DNA binding; zinc ion binding.
AUGAUGCUAACAUCUUCAUAUCUGGAUCCACGACCAUCAUCCUCAUCAUCAUCUGUAUCUACGUCAUCGAUGUCCUCAUCCCCAUCCACGUCAUCUGAACAGUGCGCCGUGUGUGGCGACUCGGUUAAUGGGAAACGAUACGGUGCGCCCGCUUGCCUCGGAUGCAUCGUCUUUUUUCGGAGAGCGGUUAUCAACAAAAGUCAAUAUAAAUGCUGGAAGAAGGGGAAUUGUGUGAUCACUUUUGCUUCCCGAUGCGUCUGCCGAUGCUGUCGAUUGCGAAAAUGUUUCCAUGUUGGGAUGAAACCGGAAGCCAUCCAACGUCGAGACCUUCUUGGACCAAGAAAGCCGAGGACGAUACUCACCGGUGACAACAUGAGCCAGUCGAUCGAAGUUGCGAUGAACUUCUCGCCGAGUCCACAAUCCAGUUGUGAGAGUGAAAACGGAGAUCUCACAAGCACCACAUUCGACAUCGACAGUCUCAUCCACCUCCAACGCGACCAACGGGCCCAACACGAAGCCUACAGUAUCCAUCAAAUCGACGCGAUCGGUUGUGUUCAGAUGAAGACCUACGGAAAGUAUCACAACAGAGCCAGAGCUCAUGACAUCAAUUUCGUGUUGAAGUUGGGAUUAGAGAACGCGAAUGAGUGGGGAAAUCAGUUCGAGCCGUAUCGGAGUUUGAGUCAGAAGGAUAAGAAUUUGGUGUUGUCUGAGUUCGGAUUUGGAUUCCUUUUGAUCGAUCAGGGAUACAAGACUGCGCAGAGAGCGGAUGAUGGAUUCUGGUUGCUUCAGAAUGACACGUUCAUGCAUCCAGACUACUUUUUCGCAUUGUCGGAGGAAGAUGCAAAGAGGGAAAAUGCUCAGCAAAAGGCAGAAUUCCACUACGCGUUUGUCAACGAGCUGGUCAAAUGUGUGAGUGAGCCGUUCAAAAAGCUCCAAAUCGACGAAUUCGAAUGUGCCAUCCUGAAAACAGUGCUCCUUCUGACUCCCUCGUUUCCCGGCAAAGUCGCCUACAAAGACAUCGAGUACCUCCACAACAAAUGCAUGUCUGAACUCAUGGAGCACUCCGGCCAGAAGUCUCCAGAUGGUGGUCCAGAACGAUUCGGGGAGAUCAUUUUGCUCAUCAGCUCGAUUCGGUGUGGAGUGAAAGCAAUCUACAACCAGACUCGAGUCUCCGACAUUUUCCAUUUGAUGACAUUCGAUCCAUGCGUCAGAAACAUCUUCCUGUCCUAA